GGCAAGUACAAAAGGUAUAGAGGUAUAGAUGUAGUAUUGAAAUUCUGUGAAAUGCAGCAUGAUUUUAAUUUGUUUUGUAUUGCUAAUGAAGUUAAUGAAAUAACGUUAUUUCAGGUCAACUACAGUCAUUAUGGCAAUCUAUCUGUGAUUUGUUUAAUUUCUUUUAAACAAUGCUAUGAUUGAAACAUGCUAAUCUUUUUUAUUUCCGCAUCAAACAUCAACAUUGAAAUUGAGGGAGAUAUGGACAACAUAUCAUCGAUAAUAAUGUUCACAUUUUCAGGGCUGGAUGAAUCUUGGACAAAUAGAUUAAUAAUAUUUGUUUUUACCCUCCUGGGAUUUAUUUUGACAAUUGUUCUUAAUUUGACCUUGAUUGUGAUUAUAAUUUUACACAGAACUCUCCAUGAGCCCAUGUAUAUUUUCUUGUGUAACUUGUGCAUUAACGGGCUGUGUGGAUCCACUGGUUUCUACCCUGCAUUCUUGUAUACACUGACAGGAUCAAAUAUGAUCUCACUCAGUAAUUGUGUUCUCCAGAUAUUUGUGAUCAUGACAUAUUCCUUAUGUGAAUUUACUAAUUUAACUGUGAUGGCUCUUGACAGGUACAUGGCAAUAUGUAGACCUCUGCAUUAUCAAACUGUCAUGACAAGAGUAACCAUCUGCAAGUUGCUCAUUUGGCUGUUUCCCUGUGGUACAACAGGAGUGUCCAUUUCAAUAAUGCUCAGGUAUCCUCUUUGUGGAUCACACAUAGACCGACUCUUUUGUCAAAACUGGGCAUUGAUAGAAAGACUUGCUUGCCAAGAGGACAUUGUUAAACAUAUUGUCAAUGGGUCUUUCUUUGUGUGGUUUAAUUUACUGGUAGCAUUUCUUAUUUUGUGUAUGUCUACUUGUUUGCCUCAUUUAAUAGCCCUUGUCAACUUUAUCAUUUUAACAAUAUUUGAUGCUCUGUUUGGAUCCAGGGAUGGUCCAAAGGUAUUAGGAAAGCUCAUGUCGGUUGCUAGUAUUGUCAUCCCUCCAUUUAUCAACCCCAUUAUAUAUGGUGUCAAACUAACUCCUAUCAGGACACAGAUAAAAAAACAUUUUCAGCAGAUACAGAGUUAAAUACUUGUAGUGUUAUAUUGAUCAUUAAACAUGAAUUGGUUAUUGCUUAUUAGUUAUAUUCUUUGUUUUCUGUUUCUCCCUCACACCGUUAGUUAAGCUGUUAAAAACAAUAGAAUCAGAGCUAAAAUAACACCGCCAAAAAACAUGGAUUGAAAUUACUAAUGGAGUGAACUUAUUUGAGCUAUUCUACCUCUAAUCUGAAGUAUUCUUGUAAAGAGUCCGCUUGUACAGCACUGCAAAUGUAAUAACAAAUUUAAAUGGGCCAUUCUGGAUGCAUAUUUAGUAGGGGAAUUUGUUUAUUCAAUAAUACAUUUUGCUCUGUUUCCACUUACUGUGUA
Oncorhynchus mykiss (rainbow trout) is the source of this 1433-nucleotide messenger RNA. RefSeq names its product olfactory receptor 2C1-like. Gene Ontology annotation, molecular function: G protein-coupled receptor activity; olfactory receptor activity; odorant binding. NCBI's taxonomy places the organism in Eukaryota, Metazoa, Chordata, Actinopteri, Salmoniformes, Salmonidae. Gene Ontology annotation, cellular component: membrane. Gene Ontology annotation, biological process: G protein-coupled receptor signaling pathway; detection of chemical stimulus involved in sensory perception of smell. The record is from RefSeq and is a predicted model, not a curated record.